UCCUUCUGCUCUCCGCCUUUCCUCUUCUCCCGAGAUCUUGUAUUUCUACACGCUGUGUAUGGCUUUUUAGGAGAUUUUGAUAUCGUCCCAGGUCCAGGAUGAGCAUUAUAACCCCCAGCGAUGAUGAUGAAACCCGGCAGUUCUACCAGCAGCUCCGUCAGUGUGAAGAUCACUUCCUGAGGAUGACAUAUGAAUAUUUCCAGGAUGAUCUGCUCCACAUUGUGGAGGACAUGAGUCUUCUACCACUUCUGAGUGAGCUACAUUCCCGAAAUCUCCCGGAUACUGAGAAAUACUGCAGUCUAGAAGAUGAUAGAAGAAGAUUGGCGCGGACUUUACUACAGGAUAUAUUUCUCAGAGGAAGAGAAGCUGUGAUAGGACUGUGGGUCAGUCUCUAUGUAUUACGGAGACAUCAUGGUUCCCCCGGCCUGGACGCUGUACUGGAGGAACUCCGUCAUAGAGGUGACAUUCUGGUGGAGCAAAUCCUGCUGGAUGAACAUGGACACCAACUGUCCCCACAACUCAAAGAAUUCCAGAUCCGGCACAAGAAACAUUUACAUGAAAGAACUGAGAAACUUGUAGAGAACAAACCUCCAAGAUGUGACCAGCGAGAGCAGAGUUUUCCAUUCUCUACACGUUAUGUCAACCUCAUCAUUGUCUCCACUGAUCACUUCAGAGAACGCUCUAAGAAUGAGCUCAUAGAGACCGGGGUAAAACAUGAGGAAUAUUUAAAGAGAAAACAAAAUGAAUUACUACGCAUUUCCCCCAAAAAACUGUUCCGCUGGUGCCACCGAUCCGAACAAGUGCCACGUAUGGUAAUGGUGAGCGGAGUGCCCGGUGUAGGGAAGACCACACUGAUGCAGAAGGUUGUUUAUGACUGGGUGAAGGGGGAUCUCUAUCAAAGAUUCUCCUUUGUCUUUUUCUUCAAAUUCCGCGAAAUCAACAGACUGGAUAAAGUUAGUCUGGACUCUCUAAUCCUUCAUCAGUACCCAUAUCUGGAGGAGCAGCUUAGUAACAUCCUACAGGAACCAGAAAAACUUCUCUUUAUAUUUGAUGGUUUAGAUGAAAGUCGUCAUAACAUGGAUUUCACAUCACAUCACUUGUGCUCUAAUCCUACACAGCCCGAACCUUGUGGUCAUAUUGUGGUUAGUUUGGUGAGAAAGUCUCUUCUUGAUGGUUGUUCUGUCCUAAUGACCAGUCGCCCAACCAGACUGGCAUCAAUUGAUUGUAGUGUUUUCCAGAGAAUAGUAGAAAUCACUGGGUUUUUACCAGAAGAACGACAGAUGUACUUUCAAAACUUCUUCCCCGACGCUGAACUGGCAGAAAAGGCUUUUAAUUAUGUGAAGCAGUAUGAGACCCUGUACACGUUCUGUUACCUUCCGUCCUACUGCUGGAUCAUCUGUACAGUAUUAUCCAGGAGCUUCCAGCCAACAAGUAGUGAUCAGCCGGUGUCAUUAUUACCCAAAACAGUCACCCAGCUCUUUGCGAUAUUUGUCGCCAACAUCCUGUCCAAUCACAGCCUGCACAAAAGUGACGCUCAGAAGAUCCUGCAGUCCAUCGGAUGGAUGGCAGAACAUGGAGUCAUGAAUCACAAGCUUAUCUUUGAGGAACGAGAUCUGGACUGUUUCCAUGUGGACAAUAAGUCACAGCUAUUAUCGAGUUUUCUGAUGGAAUCGGAGGAACCUGUGUCCUAUUCCUUCUUACAUCUCACUGUUCAGGAAUUCCUCUCUGCCUUGGUGCAUUAUGUGGACUAUUCUCCUAAGAAGUUACAGAAAUCACUAAAAGAUGCCAAAUCCUAUCCUGAUGGACGAGGUGAGAUGUUCCUCCGUUUCCUGUGUGGUCUAUCAGACGGCACCACCAGGUCAAUGCUAACUGGAUACCUGGACAGACAAGCAGUUCAGGCUUCCACAGACGUAAUCACUUGGCUGAAGGACUUUAUUCUAAAAGAACAGAAGCUGAUUGAAAGUAAUGCCAAAAAGCGAUGUCUUCUCAGUACAUUUUUCUAUCUGUAUGAAUCCCGGAAUAAGGCUCUGGUGCUGGAAUCACUACAAUCACACGGAAGUCUUGACUUUUCUCUUGUUCACAUGUCGGCUCUAGACUGCGCAGUGUUGGCAUUUAUUCUGGACACCUGCACAAAUAUAGAAGCACUCAGUCUAUAUGGAUGUUCCUUAGACAAUGAAGGAUUAGAAAGACUUGCUCCAGCGUUACAUAACCUGCAGAAUCUAAGUUUGGGUGGUAAUGGUCUACCAGACACUUCCUGCAUCCAGUUGGCAUCUGUAAUAAGGAGUAACCCGUCCCUGAAGAUACUUGUCCUGUCUGGUAACCGUCUGUCUGGUCCUCACUUCAGAGACUUGAUGGAGGCUCUGUCCAGUCCGGCCUGCAGGAUAGAGGAAUUAUAUUUGGGUAAUAAUGGUCUACCAGACACUUCCUGCAUCCAGUUGGCAUCUGUAAUGAGGAAUAACCAGUCCCUGAAGAUACUUGACCUGUCUAAUAAUCGUCUGUCUGGUCCUCACUUCAGUCACUUGAUGGAGGCUCUCUCCAGUCCGGCCUACAGGGUAGAGGAAUUACGUAUGUGGGACAAUGGAUUAUCUGAAGAGGAGAAGGAGGCCAUAAGAAAACUGGAAAAGCAGAAACCAAAUAUGAAGAUCAUAUAUUGAACAGAGAAGAAGCCGGAUUCCUCUGUGUUGAGCAGAUAACAGGACUUUGGUGGAGGAGACGUCUUCAGAGGUUUGGCAUUAGGAGCGUCUCCUGGUGCUUUAUGGGUAAUAUCACUGAUCUACAGAGGAUAAGGAAAUAUCUAAUAUCAUAAAGAUGAUACCAGAAAUGUUCUUCUCUAGCUAAUUAUACACCCAGUAGCUAAAUCUCUUCAUAAUGAGCCCAAAUCCAGGCCUAUGGGAUGUAGCAGCGUCUCCUGAAGGUCAGGUAGGUUGUCAGCAGUAUAAUACUGGUUGUCACACCGGAGGACCAAUAGAAGUGACAUGGUAUUUUACUGUACAUACACAGUGCGAGUGCUGUGUAAAAUGACAAAAAGAAGACAAAGGGUACAAAAUGGUCCUAAAUGGACUCCCCUUGAGAGGACGCCCAGCUGCCAGCCUACACAUGAACUACAGUAUGAAAAGAAACACGAUACAGGGAAUCUCACCCUUACCAGCUCAAUCAGAGAACCACGAUAUCCACAAGUCUGUCGGAUUGUCACCGUGAGUAGAGACUUGAAUCCAAGUGAGCAAAAAAAAAAAAAAAGCACUGCCGUAUUCCAAUUUGGUGACUUUAUUGGAGGAAAAACACUCAAGCAAUAAAAAACAUAGCCUUCUUCACACGCAUUGUAUGCAGAGGGGGGGGGGGCCCCAUUUAAUAUUGUAUGCAGAGGGGGGGCCCCGUGUAAUAUU
Molecule: messenger RNA, 3383 nt
Organism: Bufo gargarizans (Asiatic toad)
Lineage: Eukaryota; Metazoa; Chordata; Amphibia; Anura; Bufonidae
Product: NACHT, LRR and PYD domains-containing protein 3-like
Exons: 9
Coding region: 99-2654 (851 amino acids)
Biological process (GO): positive regulation of inflammatory response
Cellular component (GO): cytoplasm
Molecular function (GO): protein binding
Source: RefSeq, a predicted model, not a curated record